Perca fluviatilis (European perch) is the source of this 1559-nucleotide messenger RNA. Its product is annotated as serine protease HTRA1A-like. NCBI's taxonomy places the organism in Eukaryota, Metazoa, Chordata, Actinopteri, Perciformes, Percidae. The record is from RefSeq and is a predicted model, not a curated record. Gene Ontology annotation, cellular component: extracellular region. Gene Ontology annotation, molecular function: protein binding; serine-type endopeptidase activity. Gene Ontology annotation, biological process: positive regulation of apoptotic process; proteolysis; programmed cell death.
CUGAAGUGACUCCCCCCCCUCAUUACUACUGAGCUCUCUCAUCCCAUUACACUGCAAGCAGAGAGCGAGCCUUUUGAACUCUUUUAAACUUUCUAAUUAACUUUUAAAACGUAUUUUAGUUUAGUUUGAGAAACAUGUUUUGGUCACUCCUGUGCGUAAUCGUAGCAUUUGCGUCUGCAGACGCGCAAAUUUCUAGCCGGUAUGUUAUCGGAUGUCCUGCCCGGUGUGACAAGUCGAUGUGUCCUCGGCUACCAGCGGACUGCCAGGCGGGAAAAAGCCUCGACGCCUGCAACUGCUGUCCGGUGUGCGCGUCCGGCGAGGGCGAAGCUUGCGGCGGCAUGGGGAAGCUAGGGGACCCGGUGUGCGGAGAGGGGCUGGAGUGCUCGGUUCCUGGCGGCGUGGCAUACACUAUCACGGUGAGGAGGAGAAGCAAGAUUGGGACUUGCGUGUGCAAAGCCACCGACCCGGUUUGUGGAAGCGAUGGGGUGUCCUACCGGAACAUCUGCGAGCUGAAGAGGGUAAGCCGCCGGGCGCAGAAGCUGCAGCAGCCACCUGUUCUUUUCAUUCAGCGGGGAGCCUGCGGGAAAGCUCAGGACAACCCAGACAGCCCAAGACACAAAUACAACUUCAUCGCCGACGUGGUGGAGAGAAUUGCUCCGUCUGUGGUUCACAUUGAACUUUACCGCAAGAUGACCUAUUCCAAGCGGGAAGUGGCAGUGGCCAGUGGCUCUGGCUUUGUUGUGGCAGAAGAUGGCCAGAUUGUGACCAAUGCCCACGUUGUGGCCAAUAAGCACCGGGUGAAAGUGGAGCUGAAGAGCGGCGGCUUCUAUGAUGCCAAAAUCAAAGACGUGGACGAGAAAUCGGACAUCGCCCUCAUCAAGAUCGAUGCACCGACCAAGCUUCCUGUAUUGUUGCUGGGCCGUUCAUCAGACCUGAGACCAGGGGAGUUUGUGGUUGCUAUCGGCAGCCCGUUUUCCCUCCAAAACACAGUUACUACGGGAAUCGUCAGCACCACUCAGCGAGGGGGCAGAGAGCUGGGCCUUCGCAACUCUGACAUGGAGUACAUACAGACUGAUGCCAUCAUAAAUUACGGCAACUCCGGAGGACCUCUAGUAAAUCUGGAUGGAGAGGUGAUUGGGAUCAACACGUUGAAAGUGACGGCUGGCAUCUCCUUUGCCAUACCCUCAGACAAAAUUCGAGAGUUCCUGGCAGAGUCCUACGACAGGCAGUCCAGAGGGAGAGCAGCUACUAAGAAGAAGUAUAUUGGUGUGAGGAUGAUGACUCUCACUCCAGCGCUGGCCAAAGAGCUGAAGACUCGACUCCGUGACUUCCCUGACAUCACCUCUGGAGCUUAUGUUAUGGAGGUCAUUGCAAAGACGCCAGCUGCAACUGCUGGACUCAAAGAGCACGACGUCAUCAUCUCGAUCAACGGCCAGAGGAUCUUAUCAGCGAAUGAUGUCAGUGCUGCCAUCAAGCGGGAGGGCACUUUGAAAGUAGUUGUGCGCCGUGGAAAUGAAGACGCUAUCCUCACAGUUGUUCCCAUGGAGAUUGACCCUUGA